Messenger RNA from Brassica oleracea var. oleracea, 288 nucleotides. RefSeq lists its product as uncharacterized. The record is from RefSeq and is a predicted model, not a curated record. NCBI's taxonomy places the organism in Eukaryota, Viridiplantae, Streptophyta, Magnoliopsida, Brassicales, Brassicaceae.
AUGGAUGAGAACAAUACCAGAACCAUUGUAACAGCUCAGGUGAUUGUUUUCGUCGCCCUGGUUUUAAUGGAAGAACCUACAAGCAUUCCCUUAUGUAACAACAUCAACGCAAACACAUUGGAGAAAUGCCGUCCAGCAGUCACCGGAAAAGCUGCUGAUCUCGAAUGUGUCUGCAAGUUCAAAUCUCAUAUCCCCAUUUUAGCGACCAAAUCAUCUAAAGUCCAGGAUCUUCCGAGGAAAUGUGGCAUUAAAACAAUUCCUCCUGCGUGCGAAGCUUUGAAGAACUGA